GCAGAGCGGGUGCGGGGAACGGUUUUCAAGACGGUGGCCUUGGCCUGUCUCUGCACCGUCCGCGGGGUUUUCUUACUUGUGUUCCCUUACCAAUUCAUGCAGUACAAAAUGAGUGUGCAGCUGUAUGUUUCUUAUUCCAAUAUGUAAUGAAACGGGAAUAGGAGCCCGCUGUUGACAACUACGAAGCGUGUGCGUGUAUGCGCAGCUUGUGGUCAGAGUAAACGUUUCGGUGAAAUUCUCACCAACUGAAAUAUUUCAGCUGCAUGAAAAGUUCCUUUUCAUUCAGGGUCUGAAAAAUGUUAUCGUACAUAAUUUGAGAAGUACUGGGGUGAUGGACUAGCAUGUGCUCUUUUAUUUCCCCAUGCACUCCCUAAGUACGAUGGUGAGCAAAUGCCUAAAGAUUUGCAUGAUGACCAUGCUGAUCUGUCUUUUCAGACAGGCCUGAGAGGUACCCUUCAGAACUGCAACUGGAAAACACAGCUGAAAUCCAGUAGUACUCUGCCUGUCUCUCUGACUGAAAUAAAAAGCAGCAUGCUCACUUUGAAGAGACUUUUCAGCACUUCACACCCAUCAGUGGAUUUAAAGGAAAUGAAAAAAUUCCAGCGUCUUGCGCAUAAGUGGUGGGAUGAAGAAGGAGAAUAUUCAGCCCUUCAUUCUAUGAAUGAUAUUAGAGUGCCAUUUAUUAGAGAUACUCUGUUGAACAUGAGUAGUAAUUAUCAUCUGGGAAAUCCACUUUCUGGAGUAAAGAUUCUCGAUGUUGGCUGUGGCGGUGGACUGCUAAGUGAGCCUUUAGGUAGACUGGGAGCUUCGGUUACUGGAAUUGAUCCUCUGGAGGACAACAUUAGAACAGCAGAUCAGCACAAGUCAUUUGAUCCGGUCCUGGCCAAGAGAAUACAGUACAAGUCCAGUUCACUGGAGGAGAUUGUGGAAGAGUCUAUGGAAACCUUUGAUGUAAUUGUAGCUUCUGAAGUAGUGGAGCAUGUGGCUGACCUUGAAAUGUUUAUCAAGUGUUGCUCUCGGGUGUUAAAGCCUGAAGGUUCUUUAUUCAUUACUACAAUCAAUAAGACACAGUUGUCCUAUGUCCUGGGAAUUGUGGUUGCAGAAAAAAUAAUGGGCAUUGUACCAGAAGGAACACAUGAGUGGGAGAAGUUUGUUCCCCCAGAAGAGCUGGAGCGCCUCCUGGAAUCAAAUGGCUUGUCAGUCAAGACUGUGAAUGGGAUGUUGUAUAAUCCCCUCUCGGGGUCGUGGAGCUGGAUGGAAAGCACGAGUGUUAACUAUGCAAUGCAUGCUGUGAAGUCUGGGCUUCAGGGACAGUCAAGCCCAACAGACGUCCCGUCAGAGAUGGAAAGUGAACAGCCCUCAGCCACAGCUGGUACUACCAUGUGACUGUCUGAGAUGCGUGGUGACGGACUGUCACCAGAACAGAAAAGAAGGUUUUACCCAGAUGGACAUAAUAAAACCUUUUGUAACAACAAGCUUGCUGUUUGCAUUAAUAAUGCUUAUGCUAUUUUUGGCCAAAUAUUUUAGGGCAGUCUCAGAAAAAAACAAGUGCCCAUUAUCUCAGGAAUCUUUUAAGAUUGAAAUGAGAAAAGCUUUUAAAGAGUAAGUAUUUUUAUAAGAAAGUAGUUUCAAAUUGUUGGACAGGGAAAUGCAAAUUAUUCUGUCAGUAGCUUGGAGGAAGCUCUUAUAUAUGAUGGCAUUUUCAGUCCUACCAGGAAAACAGAUCUCCACAGAAUAAUUGCUUAAAUGUAGAAUGAGCUAAAAAACACAAUGAUGUAUGAUAAAUAAAAUACCUUAGGUAUUUAAGUUACUCAACUUAGUUAAAAUACAUGAAACACUUAAAAACCACAAACACUUGUUUCUAAAAAAGAAAGAGCAGCAAACCUUUUCUGUCGGGUCAUGCUAUUUCUACAGCUGACGUGAGCUAACUGUGCAGCAGAAGUGUCUCCUAGACCAGAGUGCCUCAGCUGUCGGAAGCCUCUUCACCGUAAAGGUACUUGUAUCUGUGCCUAUUAUUCCAAAUUUCUCCCUCUGCCCAAAUAAAGGGAAGUAACGUUGCAGGUAAAAUUUUACUAAUCGACCAGAGCUUUAUGCUAGAAAAAGGAUACAUUAGCAGUCUGUCCUAGAAUUGAAGUGCCAUACUUACUCAGUCUUAAAGUCCUAGUGCCAGGGUAAGGAAAAGUGUUGAUUCACAACGAAAUAGAACUUUCUAAAUAAAAUGUCUUGGAUGUGUC
Messenger RNA from Aquila chrysaetos chrysaetos, 2234 nucleotides. RefSeq names its product coenzyme Q3, methyltransferase (gene COQ3). The record is from RefSeq and is a predicted model, not a curated record. NCBI's taxonomy places the organism in Eukaryota, Metazoa, Chordata, Aves, Accipitriformes, Accipitridae. Gene Ontology annotation, molecular function: 2-methoxy-6-polyprenyl-1,4-benzoquinol methyltransferase activity. Gene Ontology annotation, biological process: ubiquinone biosynthetic process. The coding region runs from base 391 to 1386 and encodes 331 amino acids. The transcript is spliced from 7 exons.